CUGCAUCCGGGCCUGAGAGUGCAGGCUUGAGGGAAGCAUGGAGGUCCAUGGCAAGCCCAAGGCUAGCCCGAGUUGUUCGUCGCCCACCCGGGAUUCCUCAGGAGUCCCAGUGUCCAAGGAGCUGCUGACGGCGGGAAGCGACGGCCGCGGAGGUAUAUGGGACAGGUUGCUCAUCAACUCCCAACCUAAGUCCAGAAAGACCUCCACUCUUCAAACAGUUCGGAUAGAGAGGAGUCCCUUAUUGGACCAGGUACAGACAUUUCUCCCACAGAUGGCACGGGCAAAUGAAAAGCUAAGAAAAGAAAUGGCAGCUGCACCACCUGGUCGUUUCAAUAUUGAAAACAUUGAUGGGCCUCAUAGUAAAGUUAUACAAAUGGAUGUGGCUUUGUUUGAGAUGAAUCAGUCGGAUUCAAAAGAAGUGGACAGUUCAGAAGAGAGUUCACAAGACAGUUCAGAGAACAGUUCAGAAUCAGAAGACGAAGAUGACAGCAUCCCAUCUGAAGUCACCAUAGAUAACAUUAAGCUUCCCAAUUCUGAAGGUGGAAAAGGCAAGAUUGAAGUUUUGGACAGUCCAGCAAGUAAAAAAAAGAAAUAGUCAAAUAAAUUAUCUGAAAAGAAACAGGUGACAUAUGUCUGCAAAUUCUGUGAAAAAGAAUGUGAUUCACGGGUUCUUUUGCUUUUCAGGCACCUAUGGUGCUUUUAUAUGUUAAAAACUUUAGACAAGUUAAAUUUGACAGAGUUUCUUUGGGCAAAGAAUGAUUAAUGAGUUAGGUAGCAUUGUAAACUGAAAGGGGUUCAGAGACCUCCGCUCUACAGCAAGGAAAGUGUGCUUUUAUCAGCUGAACACAGAAGUAGAGUACAGGAAUAACUUGAUGGGUUACAGCUAGGUGUUUGCCUAAAUAAGGCAAAGAGGAGACCUAAGGCUGCCUGAUGUCCCAUAGGUAUGGUCUGAUCUAAGGAGAUCUAAGGCUGCCUUGUCCGAUGGGCUGAGGCUUGGCUGUUUGUGAUUGGCCAGACUUGGCUAUUUGUUAUAAAAAUACACUCCUGAGUUAGGUUUUGGUGUGUAGAGUACAGGAAUAACUUGAUGGGUUACAGCUAGGUGUUUGCCUAAAUAAGGCAAAGAGGAGACCUAAGCCCAGCAUGUCGUCCACUGUUUGGGAUGCCUGCAAACUAACCAUUAGCUCCUCCUGCAAACAUCAUGUGUUCUGUUCCCUUGAGAAAUUUCUUUCAUGCAUAUGGUGGCAGUGUCCAAAGAAACAAUAGUGUCAGCUACAAAUUGUAUUGAAUUUUCUGUAGUAGCAAAAUCUGGAAAAAUAGGUACAACAUUCAGUUUUGUUUAGCACCAUACAUAACCCCCAACAUGAGCAAAGAGGAGAUCUAAGGCUGCAUGAUAUCCCAUUAAGUGCUUUUGUUAAAUGCUUUCAGAGGGUGGCUCCUACCCCAGGAGGUCUGGUUGGUCAUAAAAUAAGAUUUUUCCCUAUCUGUGCAUUAGUUUUAAAUUCCAUAUGACUAGCACCCAACCACUACAAAGAGUGAGUCCCCAGGAGCCCCACUGUAAUCUUUCCUCAGUGGAAACUAGCAUAUCUUUUUUUUUUUCGAGAUGGAGUCUUGCUCUGUUGCUCAGGCUGGAGUGCAGUGGCGCGAUCUCAGCUCACUACAAGCUCUGCCUCCCGGGUUCACGCCAUUCUCCUGCCUCAGCCUCCUCAGUAGCUGGGAGUACAGGCGCCCACCACCAUGCCCGGCUAAUUUUUUUUUUUUUUGUAUUUUUAGUAGAGACGGGAUUUCACCGUGUUAGCCAGGAUGGUCUCAAUCUCCUGACCUCGUGUUCCACCCUUCUUGACCUGCCAAAGUGUUGGGAUUACAGGCAUGAGCCACCGUGCCCGGCUGGAAACUAGCUUAUCUUUAUUUUCUUCAUCUAUUCCAAGGUUGGUGCAAAUUUCAAUUGCUGACCAUUUUAGACUCUGAUAAUAGGAGGUAUUUAUGGGGACUUUUGGGGAAGCUAUUUGGAAGGCAGGAUUGAACCAUGCCAAAUAGCAAGAUCCUAACCAGUGGGGAGCAAAAUGGAGUAAGCAUAUUUUCUGUAGACCAAUACAGGCAGACCCUCUGAGGCUGGAAAAGAGGGCUACCUAGUGGUAUUUGAGCAUCAGUCAGUUCAGUUCAUCCACUGGUACAUCUGCAUAGCUCCUGAACAAGGUCCAGGAGGAAACUUACUUUUUUAUAGUUCCCCUCCUUUUAAAAAGAUGUUUUACAUUUUAUUAUUUUCAUUUUUUUUUUUUUUAACUUUUAGGUUCAGAGGUACAUGUGGAGGUUUGUUAUAUAGACAAAUUGGGUAUUGUGGGGGUUUGGUGUACAGAUUAUUUCAUCACCUGGUGAUAAGCAUAGUGCCCAAUAGGUAGUUUUAAAUCUGCACCCUCCUCCCACCCUCCAUCCUCAAGUGGGCCCUAAUGUCUGGUUCCCUUCUUUGCAUCCAUGUGUACUCAACGUUUAGCUCCCACUAAUAAGUGAGAACAUGUGGUAUUUUUCUGUUCCUGUGUUGGUUGCUUAGGUCCUGAUCAUCUGUGUUAGCUUUCUGCCUUGAUGAUCUGCCUAAUACUGUCAGUGGGGUGUUAAAGUCUCCCACUAUUAUCUAGCUCUCUUUGUAGGUCUCUGAAUGCUUGCUUUAUGAAUCUGGGUGCUUCUCUGUUGGGUGCAUGUAUGUUUAGGAUAGUUAGGUCUUAUUGAAUUAAGCCCUUUAUCAUUAUGUAAUGCCCUUCUUUGUCUUUUUUUAUUUUUGUAAAAGUAUGUUUUGUCUGAAAUUAAAAUAGCAACCCCUGCCUUUUUCUUUCUGUUUGCUUGGUAGAGUUUUCUCCAUCCCUUUACUUUGAGCUUCUGAGUGUCACUGCAUGUGAGGUGGGUCUCUUGAAGAUAGCAUACCAUUGGAUUUUGCUUCUUUAUCCAAGUUGCCACACUGUUUCUUUUGAUUGGGGCAUUUAGCCCAUUUACAUUCAAGGUUAGUAUUGAUAUGUGUGCAUUUGAUCCUGUCAUCAUAUUGUUAGCUGGUUACCAUGCAGACUUGUCUGUGUGGUUGCUUUAUAGUGUUACUAAUCUACCUACUUAAGUGUGUUUUUGUAGCGGCUGGUAACCCAGUCUUUCCUUUAUAUAGUUAGCACUCCCUUCCAAAACUCUUGUAAGGCAGAUCUGAUGUUAACAAAUUCCCUUAGCAUUUGCCUGUCUGAAAAGGAUCUUAUUUCUCCUUUGCUUAUGAAGCUUAGUUUAGUCAGAUAUGAAUUCUUGGUUGAAAAUUAUUUUCUUUAAGAAUGCUGAGGGUGUGGCACACCAGCAUGGCACAUGUAUACAUAUGUAACUAACCAGCACAUUGUGCACAUGUACCCUAAAACUUAAAGUAUAAUAAUAAAAAUAAAUAAAUAAAGAAUGCUGAAUAUAGGCCCCCGAUCUCUUCUGGCUUGUAGAGUUUCUGCUGACAGUUCUGCUGUUAGCCUGAUGGGUUUCCCUUUGUAGGUGACUUGCCCCUUCUCUCUCACUGCCUUUAGCAUUUUUUCUUUCAUUUCCACCUUGGAGGAUCUGAUGACUGUAUGUUUUAGGUUGGUCUGCUUGUGUAGUAUUUCACAAGGGUUUUCCGCAUUUCCUGAAUUUGAAUGUUGGCCUCUCUAGCAAGGUUGGGGAAGUUUUCAUCAGCGAUAUCCUGAAAUAUGUUUUCAAAGUUGCUUGGUUUCUCUCCCUUUCAGUCACAUCAAUGAGUCAUAGAUUGGGUCUCUUUUCAUAAUCCCAUAUUUCUCGGAAGUUUUGUCCAUUCUUUAUUGUUUUUUUUCUCCAAUAAAGAAAAAGAUGUUUCAGAGAGCCAUCUUCAAGCUCUGAGAUUCUUUCCUCAGUUUGGUCAAUUCUGCUGUUAAUACUUGUGAUUGCAUUAUGCAAUUCUUGUAGUGUGUUUUUCAGCUCUGUCAGAUCGGUUUAGUUCUCUCUUAUAAUGGCCGUUUUGUUUAUCAGCUUCUGUAUCAUUUUAUUGUAAUCCUUAGAUUCCACGGAUUGGGUUUGACUUUAUCCUGUAUGUUGAUGAUCUUCAUUCCUGUCUAUAUUCUGAAUUUUAUUUCUGCCAUUUCAGCCAUCUCAGCCUGGUUAAGAACCAUUGCUGGGGAACUAGUGUAGUUUUUUGGAGGUAAGAAGAUACUCUAGUGCUUUUGUCAGUUUUUGCACUGAUUCUUUUUUAUCUUUGUGGGCUCAUGUCGCUGAAGUUGCUAUCCUUUGGAUGAUUUUUUUUCUUUUAUCCUACUUUAUGUCCUUGUGUGUUUAAUUGUGGUAUAAAGUGGGUUUAGUCAACUGGCUUCAUUUCUAGAAGGUUUUCAGGGGCCAAGGCUCAACUCAGGAUUCCUGGACUGUAUGCUGUAAUUCUGGGGGGCUGAUAUCAGGCCCCUGGCUUUGUUCUCUGGCCACUGGAGGUUAGGUACCUGCUGUGCUAGAGGGGCCAAGAUAUUUCUGGACCACUGGUCAGAACACUUCAAUGGGUGGUGCCAGCCAAAGUGCUUUGUAUGGCAGUGGCAGUGGGAUCUGUCCUCAUAUGCACAUGCCAGCAAUAGCAGUGGGGUGCGGUGCACACUCAUCAGCUUCAGAGGGGUGCUGGCAGUUGCAAGGGUGCUGUUUUUGUGCAGGCAUUUGUAGUGGCUGUGGUGUUAGCAUGGGGGUGGGGCGCUGUGGCUGCUGCUAGAUUUUGUGUGCCCUCUGUGCGUGUGCUUACAUGGGUAGCAGUGGCCACUCAGGGUAAGGGGGCGGGCUGCUGGUCUCCAUGCAUAGUUUCACACCACUGGCAGUGUUGACACAGGGGCAGGGUACUGGUGGCUGCGGGACUGGUGCCAAAUGUGCGCACGUUUAUGCUGGCUGCAGUGGCUGCACAGGGCGCAGGGCAGGUCCACUGGUCACUGUGCCUAGUUUUGCAGCUGGUGGCAGUGUUGGUGUCGGAGUGGGGUACUGGUGGUCUCCGUACCUGCAGAUACUCCAGUGGCAGUGGCAGCAUGGUGGUCGGGUGCAGUGUGCUCAAGCCAGCAGUAGUGGCAUGGCCAGGUGCACAUGUACCCACACACUGGCAGGAAAUUGGAGGCGAGGUCUGUGUACACAGGUGCUGGCAAAGUGAUUCGGGGGUUGGCUGCAUGCCAGCGUCUGCAGGCAAGGUGCCAUGGGGGAGUCUGCAGUGGGAGGAGAGAGUGGGAUCAGGUGGUCUGGUGCACGGUCUGUUGUGGGUGGGGGUAGUACUGGAGUUCUCUGCCAUUCAGGCACGAUCUGCCAACUCAGGUGCUAUAGCGUAGGCCCCCAGGACGCACCCCACCUGGGCAUCUAAGGCUGCACUGCAAGCAGGGACAGCCAGGCUGAGGCCCAGGGAGAGGUCAGGAAACUGAGGAGUGCUUAGUUCCGAUCGGCCAGGUCUCAUAGGCAAGACUGCCCUGCAUUUUUCAAGUCUGAUAGUUCCUCUAGGGUUGAAGUCUCUUAGGGGAGCAAGGUGAGUCAUGGGUGAUGGGCGUCCCUGGCCAUGAUCCACUACAGAUGCUCCCGCACCAAAGCCUCUGGGCUCUGCACCAGCUAGAAUUCUGCCCUACCACUUCUCUAAGCAGCUCUCCCUGCAAGCUCAAGAGUCCAUGGGGGUCCUGGGGUCUCCUGCCAGAUUCCAGAGGCCUGUGGUGGGAGUCAGUUGCUGCUUGCCUGCUCAACUCACCCCUUUUCCAGGAGUCGGGGGCCAGGAACGAGUCUUAGUGUGUGGUAGCCCCUUGCAGGGUUCCCCGCUUCCUCCCUCUUCAGCCCAGCAUCUGUGUCUUCCCUUCAUCCACUCUCAGUGCCCUCCCUCUGAAGAUCUGCUGGGAGUGCACCAGUCUUCCUGAUAUCCCAGUCUCUUGGUGGCAGAUGUUCCUUCUGGCUGCAUCUAGCUGAUCAUCUUGCCUCCAACCUGUUCCCUUUAUAGCAUAAUGUGUAUAACCACAUUUAGUGGAAAAGCACCUUACUAUAUUUAAUCCAAUGACAUUAUACAAAUAAUCACCGGUGCCCACAUAGAUAGUCCCCAAGUCUUGAGUAUGUGAUACCUGGAAGCAUAAUAUACCUUUUGUAGGCAUCACUUGGUUUGAUGUUCUAUAUUUGAUAGUGGUUAGGUUAUUAAUUGGAAAGGUUGGGAUAUUCCUUUCAGUGAGUGUAGGCAAGCAAAUAGCAGUGACAUUUAGAACAUCAAGGAUUGCUUUCUCUUCCUUUGGGGUUUCAGGGUAAUUCUCUUCGGGAACUCAGAGAGGUGUUGGCAUUAGUGGAGUUGUUUCCUGGUUUUUACCCAUUAGCCCACAAACCCAAACAGUUGCUCUGUUUUUUCUGCUAGAGCAUGAGCCUUACCUAAAGCCAUUGCAAAUUAUGGUCCUAUGGAUUUUCCUGUAAGGAAAAGGAAAGAUUAAGACAAUAGGAAAUAAGGGAAAAAGAAAAGGGACAUAGUUAUCAUGAUGACAGAGAAGAGAACUCUUGAUCCAUGAUCAAAUUCUUACCACCCAUACUGCAGCAAAAGUCUUGAGGGUCUGAACUUUUGCUGCAGUGUGGAUGGUAAGAAUUUGGUAUGGUCCCUUCCAUAGGGGUUUGAGGGCAGUGUUUCACUGAUGUUGUUUUCAGAAGACCCAAUCUCCAUGUUCCAGAUUGUGAAAUGCUUGGUUGUCCUCCAUUGAUAGAUCGUGAAAGGCUUUUUUUUUAACCUGGUGAAAAUAUACUUUGGCAUAAUACAUUAAGGCCUUGCAGUAUUUAGUCAUGUCAGUUUACAGGAGCAGGAGAUAUAUGAGGUUUAAUUAUUAGGGGCAUAGGUUUUUCAGUAACUAUUUCAUAAGAAACUAAUUUAUUUUGUAUUUUCUGUUGGGGUGGAUCUAGUUGCCCAUAAGGCCAAUGGUAAUACCUUUGGACGAGGCAAUUCAAUCAAUUCAGUUAACUUUACCAAUUUCAGUUUAAAGUUUCAUUUGUUCUUUUGAGCUUUCCAGAAGAUUAAGGGUGUUAGGGAUGAUGGUAAUACCAUUGUGUUCGAUUAACUGUUUUAGCUGUUUUAUAACUUGUCCAGUGAAACAGGUUCUUCUAUUGCUGGAAAUUCCUCCAGGGAAGCCCCAGAAGGAAACAUACUUUCUAAUAACUUAUUGUCAUAGCAUUGGCCUUCCUACAUGAUAAAGCUUCUAUCCGUCUAGAGAACACAAAGACUUUUAUAAGAACAUAUUGUUAUCCCAUUAAGGGUGGCAAUUGAUGAAAUCCAUCUGUAAACAUUCAAAUGGUCCAGGAGGCAGUAGAAAUGUACCACCUAAAAUUUGGAUUAUCUUUCCAGGAUUAUGAGCUUGAUAAACCAAACAUUAGUUAUAAGCCAUUUUAGCAAUUUUAGAAUAGUCAUCCCACCAAUAUUUUUUCAAUUUCUGCCUUUAGAGAGCAUAACAGUUCUGGUUCAGGAGAGUCAGGAAACUCUAAGAUUAUUUGUCCCUCUGAAAGAGAAUUUUAUAUGCCCUUUUGCCUUGGAGAGCAAGUCUUGCCCCAGCAGAUUUACUGGGGCAGUAUCACAUAAUUAAAAAGUAUGAUUUUCUGUAAAUGACACCAGUGUCAGUUGGAUGGCUUCCAGUAUGGGAACCUUUUCAACUUGAUUUGAAACCCUACCACAGAAAUAAUGUUUCCACAGAGUAAACAUUUUUACUCUGAGGGAUGUAUUAGCUUAUUAAGGUAGAGUUUAUAGUAGAUGAAAGUGGCUCUAGUAUCCACCAGAAUUGUAUAAGAUUUUUCAUUUGUUUUAACUUUUGUUUUUCCAUGUUUAUUUCUUUUCUUUUUUUAAUAGUACUUUGAGUUGCUGUUUAUCCAUGUUUAUUUAAAGGUAUUAUGGGGAGCAGUUUUCUGGAGAAUUCCUUGGAUGCUCAUCAAUGUUGAUUAUUAUCUCUAGAGUUAAGACCUUGUGGACUCAUUCUAGUGGGGAAAUAGUAUGGCCCCAAGGAAGGAGGCUUACUGGUAUACUGAAAUAAGAAUGCAAAAUCUCUUUUCCAGCAUCCUAGUUGUUUGCAAUGAAGGGAGACACCUUAGGGCAAAUAAUUUCUUGGUCUAAGAUCUCUUGGUUUUAGCUUAAAAUAAGGGAGAGGAAGUCCCUUUGGUCUUGGUCUUUGUGGUUAUUGUAAUUAGAGAGACAUGAGCUUUUCGACCUUUAGUCUUUUACUUACUCUAUUCUCUCAAAAUGUUGGGCUAGGGCCACCAAUUCAAUCAUAUCUAUAACCUCCCAUCCUGGUUUGUGUUUUUUAUUCAGGUUACUAAGUUCAGGAUGAGCUCCAUUUACAAAUAGAGCAGUUAAUCCUGUUUCAGGCACUGCCAGAAGUAUCCCUUGGUGUAUUGGAACCUGGAAUGUUUUACAAAUAGUCUUUCUGAAUGGACCCUGUAAUCUGAAACUGGUUCAUUCUAUUUUUUGUCUAUGAGAUUGUAUGAUGGACCAAUCAAUUUUUUGUAGCAAAAUCUUAGGAAUUGAAUUUUAAAGGUUUUCAACAAUUUUUCUAGGUCUCAUUGGCCCUACUCUUGAUGAGGUUUUGGGGGAGUCUUUAAUAUCCUGAUUAAGUUUUUCCCAUUCUCUUGUCAUACAUUUUCAAGCUUUGCCAUGUCCCAGUAUCAUAUGAAUAAAUUGGUCAGAGAGUCCUGGCUUGUAAGCUCCUGUGCAAAUUCUAAAAUCUUCAGUACAUUUUUGAGUGUUUUCCCUGGGCUAGGGAAGUCUUUUACCGUGUCUGGAAGCUUAAUUUUUGACCAUGGAGUAAAGGUGGUUAUGGCAGGCAGGCCUGGCUGAUCAGAGAAUCCCAUUUUGUAAGGCAUUUGUCUAACUUGCCUUUUCUCAUUAUCUUUAGAAUGAAAGAGUAGUUGAGCAAAAAGGUUAUUAGACUCAGAGUAUUGAGGUAAAGAUGGGUAAAGAGAAAGAACAAAACAGGUUUGAAUCAGUCAAGAUACAGUCUUUUUUUGUAUCAUCCUUAAGCUACUUAAGGUUUUCAUUUGCCUUCUGUAAGGAAUCUUUUACUACCUGUAUGUACCAAUUUAAAGAAUGCAUCUCAUUGCUUAUGAAGCAUUUUGGAUUCUUUCUUUUGUAGUGUGCCUUGCAAGUGAACAAGUUUAUGUAGGUUAAAACUUUCCCACUGUGGGCCACUGGAAUUCUAAUUUUUUUUGUGUGUGUGUGAGUUUCAUUUUUCUAGAAAAGCAACAUGCCCUGAGUCUGUAGUUCUUAUACACGAAAUUGGCUAUAGUUCCAGAUGGAGGAGUUCUAGACUCCAUGGAUCCAGAUGAACUCAUGAUUCCCUGUCUUCUUGUGACUUAUCAUAGGCCUUCUACUGGACCCAGUCUCUGGACCCUGUUUGGUAAAAGAAUUGUUCAAGUAAAUUUGGAGAGCUCAAAACACAAAUCUGUGUAGCUUUAAUCUGAAAGGGAAAUCACACACAACCUCCAGUUGCUGUGAGAGAGGAAUGGUUACAAUAGACCCAGCAAAUACAUUCAUUUGGUCACUAGGGUGCUCCUGGGCGGUUGUUGGAAGUCGCCUUUGGACGCCACUUCUGACACCAAAAACUUAAUUGUUAAAACCUCUAGACAAAUUAAAUUUAACAGUUUGUUUGAGCAAAGAACAAUUUUAUGAAUUAGCACUCAAAACUGAAAGGUUCAGAGUGUUCCACUCUGUGGCACAGAGAGUAUGCUUUUAUAAGUAUAAAUUGAACUUGGAAGUAAACUACAGAAAUAACUGGAUUGGUUACAGCUAGGCAUUUGCCCUAUUUGUGCAUGGUUUGAUAACUUGACUGCCUAUGACUGGCUGAAGCUCACCUGUUUCUGUCUGGCUUAAACCUAGCUAUUCGUUACAAAAGUAUUCUGCUAAGUUAGGUUUUGGUUUGUUUAUUACUGAGGUAGAUUGCAGUUUGUUAUAUAGGAACUACAAGUACCAAGGGAGUCUCAGGCUAAUGGCCUCCUGCUUAUUUAAUUUCACAUAUGUAAUAUUGGAUGUAUUUUGUUUCUCAGAGAAACCAGAGCUAGUUUUUAAAGAGUUGGGAUAUAUAGCAUUUGGAUGUCUUCCCAGGGUAGAAUGAUCUUUAUUCUCUUCUAUGGUAGAGUUUAGAAAGCUUAAUUUUGUGCAUGGUGAUGAGUGAAUUUGUUAGCAUCUUUUUUCUUCAGCAUGGAUUUCAGAAACAUCAAUUUUAUUUUAAAGUAAAAAUAAAGGCCAGGUGCGGUGGCUCACACCUGUAAUCCCAGCACUUUGGGAGGCCAAGGUGGGCAGAUCACGAGGUCAGGAGUUUGAGACCUGCCUGGCCAACGUGAAUCCCCGUCUCUACUAAAAAUAUAAAAAUUAGCUGGGCGUGGUGGCACGUGCCUGUAGUUCCAGCUACUUGGGAGGCUGAGACAGAAGAGUCACUUGAACCCAGGAGGUGGAGGUUGCAGUGAGCUGAGCUCACUGGAGGCUGGGUGACAGAGCAAGACUGUGUCUCAAAACAAAUAAAUAAAUAAAAAUUACCAGUUUUGUUUUAAAUUAUCUGUUUGAAUAAAAUAACCUAGUUUUUUUAGGUUAUUAUAAAGUCAAACUUGUCACCAUCAAGAUGGGUUUAAUGAGGGAGGAAUAUGUGAAAAAGAAAAAAGAUUUUUACAAAGAAAAGAAUUACUUAUACAGUUGAUCCUUGAACAAUGCAGGAGUUAGGGUGCUGACCCCCUUUGUGGUCAAAAAUCUAUGUAUAACUUUUGACUCCCUGAAAACUUAACUACUAAUAGCCUACUAUUGACUAGAAGCCUUAGUGAAACAUAAAUAGUUAACACAUAUUGUAUAUGUUAUAUGUAUUAUAUAUUGUAUUUUUACAAUAAAGUAAGCUACGGAAAAGAAAAUAUCACUAAGGAAAUCAGGAAGAGAAAUAUAUACUUACUGUUCUUUAAAUGGAAGUGGAUCAUCAUUAAAGACUUCAUCCUCAUUGUCUUCAGGUUGAGUAGGUUGAGGAGGAGGAAGCAGAGGGGUUGGCACAGGUGGAAGAGGUAUAGAAGAAGAAGGCAUACUCAUUGUAACUUUAUGGAAAUACAUUGUAAUUUCUGUCUGACUUUCUUACUUACUCAUUUUGUUACCAGUGGAGGGUCUUGACUCUGAGUUGUUUGACAAAGAAUUGGAUAAAACGUGCAAAUCAAUGAAAGGAUGAAGCAACAAAAGCACAGAUUUGUUGAAAUGAAAGUACACUUCACAGAGUGGGAGCAGGCUCAAGCAAGUGGCUCAAGAGUGCUGGUUAGAGAAUUUUCUGGGGUUUAAAUACCCUCUAGAGGUUUCCCAUUGGUUACUUGGUUUACACCCUAUUUAAAUGAGGUAGUGGUCUGCAGCCAGUCUGAUUAGUUGCUGGGUGACCAAUCAGAGGCUGAAGUGAAGUUACAGAGUUACACCCUAUGCAAACAUCUGAUUGGUUGUGGAAGGUGAAGUGAAGUUACAAAGUUGUAACCCUGCGCAAAGACUAGGCUUGUGACCAGUCUGAUUGGUUGCAGGAGGGGACCAGAAGUACUUGCCAUUUUUCAUCUGUGACACAGAAGCAGAGGAGCUGCAAAGGGAGAGCCUCUGAUCCUUUUGUUACUUGGGCGUGGAAAGUUGGGGUUUUCCUUUUGAUUCAGUCUAGGAAGUCAGUGCGAAUUGGCCUUAAGUUCCCUGCCUCCAGGCCCUAUUCUCCUGGCUCAGUUUCUCUAAAAAUAUGUCUAUACAGUACCAAUCUUCUACCAUUUGCUUUAGUUUUAGUGUGUGUAUCAUAGAAAGGUCCAUGUUAUAAAAGAAGUCAAAAGCAACCUUGAAUGAUCAGAACCCUUCUGCCAGAUUGUCUAAUGUCAAUGUGUUUUCUGAUACUGAUGCUUCUCCAUCUUCCUCAUCGUCUGGCACUGUGGCUCAGAAGCAUUCAUCUCCAUCAAGCUGUCUUCUGUUAAUUCCUCUGGUGUGAUGUCUGUUAGCUUUUGAAUUUCUCCAAGAUCCCUGUCUUGAAACCCUUCACUCCACCUGCCCCACCUUUUUUGCCACAUUCACAAUCUCUUUCAUGAUUUCCUUGAUUGGCUCUGUCGUAAAUCUUAUGAAUUCAUGCAUGAUAUCUGGACACAGUUUUUUUCAGCACAAAUUUAUUGUUUCAGGCUUGAUGGCUUUCACAGCUUUUUCUAUAACAAUGAUAUUGUCUUCAAUGGUGUAAUCAUUCUAGAAUUUCAUGAUGUUCUAUCAGUGUUCUCUUGCAUAGCUUUGAAAAUUUUUUCCAUAGAGUAUCAUGUAUAAUGAGCCUUAAAGGUCUUCAUGAUCCCCUGACCCUAGAGGCUGAAUUAGAAGCCUUCUGUUUGGGGGAAAGCAGACCACUUUGAUACCUUCAAUGUUGAACUCUUGGGUUUCUGGGUGACCUGGGCAUUGUCUAAUAUCAAAAGAACUAUAAAAGACAGUUCCUUAUUUGCAAGAUACUUCUUGACCUUAGAGACAAAGCAUUGAUGGAACCAAUCCAGACAAAGGGGUCUUGUCCAAGCCUUUUUGUUGUAAACCAGAAGACUGGCAACUCGUAUUUAUCUUUUCCCUUCCAGGCUCAGGGGUUAGCAGCCUUAUAGAUAAGGGCAGUCCUGAUCAUAAAUCUAAUUGCAUUUGCACAAAACAGUAGAGUUAACCUAUCCCUUCCUGCCUUAAAUCAUGCUCACUUCUCUUACUAAUUGAUGUCUUUUGUGGCUCUUUUUUUUUUAACUUUUAGGUUCAAGGGUACUUGUGUGCAGGUUUGUUAUAUAGGUAUUUUGUGUGUCAUAGGGGUUUGGUGUGCAGAUUAUUUCGUUUGUGGCAUUUUUUUUUUCCAGAUGAGGGUACUUCUGUUUGUAUUUAAAACCUGUUUGAGAAGAUAUCCUUUCUUCUCCAUGAUUUUUUUAUUGGCACCUGGGAACUUGGCUGGUGCCUCUUGGUCAGCAGAAGCUGUUUCUUCUAUUAUCUUGACUUUUUUUUUUUUUUUAAGUCAAACCUCUAAAAUUAUCAAAGCAUCUUAUGCUGGCAUUGAAUUAUCCAGCUUUAGACCCUUCACUUUCCCUUUGCUCUAUGUUGUCAUUUAAUAACUUCCCUGUUUUUCAAAUCAUAUGAGAGUCUGUAGCCUUUUUGAUAGCAAUCCUGUACCCACAUAAAAGCUGCAUUUUCAAUAGGAAAUAAAAAUGUAUUUCACAAAAAGAUUUUUGUGCCCGCUAGCGUAGCUGCAGCAAUGGCUUCACAAAUUUCCUUUUCUUUUUAACAAUGGUCCUGAUGCUGGAUUCAUUUAUCUUGAAAUGGUGGGCAACUACAGAUGCAGACCUCAGUCUAUGGUACACAUCAAGCAAUUCAUAUUUUUCUUGUAAUGUCAUGACUUUUCUCUGCUUCUUGGAAGAAAUUCCAACAUCACUAGUAGCACUUUAUAUGGUUCCUACCUAUGGUGUUAUUCAAGGUUUACAAUAUUGCACUAAAGACGAAGAACAUGCGAUAACCAUAAGAGAUCACUUGCAGGUUUGUUACGUAGGUAUACACGUUCCAUGACGGUUUGCUGCCGCCAUCAACUUGUCGUCUACAUUAGGUAUUCCUCCUAAUACUAUCCCUCCCCUAGGCCCCCACCCCCCAACAGGCCCCAGUGUGUGAUGUUCCCCUCCCUGUGUCCAUGUGUUCUCAUUGUUCAACUCCCACUUAGGAGUGAGAACAUGUGAUGUUUGGUUUUCUGUUCCUGUGUUAGUUUGCUGAGAAUGAUGGUUUCCUGCUUCAUCCCUGUCCCUGCAAAGGACAUGAACUCAUCCUUUUUUAUGGCUACAUAGUAUUCCAUGGUGUACAUAUGCCACAUUUUCUUUAUCUAGUCUAUCACUGAUGGGCAUUUGGGUUGGUUCCAAGUCUUUGCUAUUGUGAGCAGUGCUGCAGUAAACAUACAUGUGUCUUUAUAGUAGAAUGAUUUAUAAUCCUUUGGAUAUAUACCCAGUAAUGGGAUUGCUGGGUUAAAUGGUAUUUCUAGUUCUAGAUCCUUGAGGAAUUGCCACACUGUCUUCCACAAUGGUUGAACUAAUUUACAAUCCCACCAACAGUGAAAAGUGUUCCUGUUUCUCCACAUCCCCUCCAGCAUCUGUUGUUUCCUGACUUUUUAAUGAUCGCCAUUCUAACUGGUAACUCAUUGUGGUUUUGAUUUGCAUUUCUCUAAUAACCAGUGAUGAUGAGCUUUUUUCAUGUUUGUUGGCCGCAUAAAUGUCUUCUUUUGAGAAGUGUCUGUUCGUAUCCUUCGCCCACUUUUUGAUGGGGUUGUUUUUUUCUCGUAAAUUUGUUUAAGUUCUUUGUAGAUUAUGGAUAUUAGCUCUUUGUCAGAUGGAUACAUUGCAAAAACUUUCUCCCAUUCUAUAGGUUGCUGGUUCACUCUGAUGAUAGUUUAUUUUGCUGUGCAGAAGCUCUUUAGUUUAAUUAGAUCCCAUUUGUCUAUUUUAGCUUUUGUUGACAUUGCUUUUGGUGUUUAGUCAUGAAGUCUCUGCCAAUGUCUGUGUCCUAAAUGGUAUUGCCUAGGUUUUCUUCUAGGGUUUUUAUGGUUUUAGAUCUUACAUUUAAGUCUUUAAUCCAUCGUGAGUUAAUUUUUGUAUAAGGUGUAAGAAAGGGGUCCAGUUUCAGUUUUCUGCAUAUGGCUAGCCAGUUUACCCAACACCAUUUAUUAAAUAGGGAAUCUUUUCUCCAUUGCUUGUUUUUGUCAAGUUUUUCAAAGAUCAGAUGGUUGUAGAUGUGUGGUAUUAUUUCUGAGGCCUCUGUUCUGUUCUGUUGGCCUGUAUAUCUCUUUUGGUGCCAGUACUGUGCUGUUUUGGUUACUAUAGCCUUGUAGUAUAGUUUGAAGUCAGGUAGCGUGAUUCCUCCAGCUUUGUUCUUUUUGCUUAGGAUUGUCUUGGCUAUAUGGGCUCUUUUUGGGUUUCAUAUGAAAUUUAAAGUAGUUUUUUCUAAUUCUGUGAAGAAAGUCAAUGGUAGCUUGAUGGGGAUAGCAUUGAAUCUAUAAAUUACUUUAGGCAGUAUGGCCAUUUUCACGAUAUUGAUUCUUCCUAUCCAUGAGCAUGGAAUGUUUUUCCAUUUGUUUGUGUCCUCUCUGAUUUCUUUGAGCAAGUUCUCCUUGAAGAGGUCCUUCACAUCCCUAGUAAGUUGGAUUCCUAGGUAUUUUAUUAUCUUUGUAGCAAUUGUGAAUGGUAGUUCACUCAUGAUUUGGCUCUCUGUUAUUGGUAUAUAGGAAUGCUUGUGAUUUUUUGCACAUUGAUUUUGUAUCCUGAGACUUUUGCUGAAAUUGCUUAUCAGCUUAAGGAGUUUUUGGGCUAAGAUGAUGGGGUUUUCUAAAUAUCAUGUCAUCUGCAAACAGGGACAAUUUGACUUCCUCUCUUCCUAUUUUUAUACCCUUUAUUUCUUUCUCUUGCCUGCUUGCCCUGACCAGAACUUCCAAUACUAUGUUGAAUAGGAGUGGUGAGAGAGGGCAUCCUUGUUUUGUGCUGGUUUUCAAAGGGAAUGCUUCCAGCUUUUGCCCGUUCAGUAUGAUAUUGGCUGUGGGUUUGUCAUAAAAAGCUCCUAUUGUUUUGAAAUAUGUUCCAUCAGUACCUAGUUUAUUGAGAGUUUUUAGCAUGAAGGGGUGUUGAAUUUUAUCAAAGGCCUUUUCUGUAUCUAUUGAAAUAAUCAUGUGCUUUUUGUCAUUGGUUCUGUUUAUGUGAUGGAUUAUGUUUAUUGAUUUGUGUAUGUUGAACCAGCCUUGCAUCCCAGGGAUGAAGCUGACUUGAUUGUGGUGGAUAAGCUUUUUGAUGUGCUGCUGGAUUCAGUUUGCUGGUAUUUUAUUGAGGAUUUUUGCAUUGAUGUUCAUCAGGGAUAUUGGCUUGAAAUUUUCUUUUUUUGUUGUGUCUUUGCCAGGUUUUGGUAUCACGAUGAUGCUGGUGUCAUAAAAUGAAUUAGGGAGGAGUCCCUCUUUUUCUAUUGUUGGGAAUAGUUUCAGAAGGAAUGGUACCAGCUCCUUUUUGUAUCUCUGAUAGAAUUCUGCUGUGAAUCCUUCAGGUCCUGGGCUUUUUUUGGUUAGUAGUCUAUUAGUUACUGCCUCAAUUUCAGAACUUGUUAUUGGUCUAUUCAGGGAUUCAACGUUUUCCUGGUUUAAUCUUGGGAGAGUGUAUGUGUCCAGGAAUUUAUCCAUUUCUUCUAGAUUUUCUAGAGGUGUUUAUAGUUAUUUGUAUAGAGUUGUUUAUAGUAUUCUCUGAUGGUGGUUUGUAUUUCUGUGGGAUCAGUGAUGAUAUCCCCUUUAUCAUUUUUUAUUGUGUCUGUUUGAUUCUUCUCUCUUUUCUUCUUUAUUAAUUGGGCUUGUGGUCUAUCUAUUUUGUUAAUCUUCUCAAAAAACCAGCUCCUGGAUUCGUGGAUUUUUUGAAGGGUUUUUUGUGUCUCUAUCUCCUUCAGUUCUGCUCUGAUCUUAGUUAUUUCUUGUCUUCUGCUAGCUUUUGAAUUUGCUUGCUCUCGCUUCUCUGGUUCUUUUAAUUGUGAUGUUAGAGUAUCGAUUUUAGAUCUUUCCCGCUUUCUCCUGUGGGCAUUUAGUGCUAUAAAUUUCCCUCUAAACACUGCUUUAGCUGUGUCCCAGAGAUUCUGGUAUGUUGUGUCUUUGUUCUCAUUGGUUUCAAAUAAUUUAUUUAUUUCUGCCUAAACUUCGUUAUUUACCCAGUAGUCAUUCAGGAGCAGGUUGUUCAGUUUCCACAUAGUUGUGCAUUUUUUAGUGAAUUUCUUAAUCCUGAGUUUUAAUUUGAUUGCACUGUGGUCUGAGAGACCAUUUGUUAUGAUUUCCGUUCUUUUGCAUUUAGCUGAGGAGUGUUUUACUUCAAUUAUGUGGUCAAUUUUAGAAAAAGUGUGAUGUGGUGCUGAGAAGAAUGUAUAUUCUGUUGAUUUGGAGUGGAGAGUUCUGUAGAUGUCUAUUAAGCACACUUGGUCCAGAGCUGAGUUCAAGUCCUGAAUAGCCUUGUUAAUUUUCUGUCUUGUUGAUCUAUCUAAUACUGACAGUGGGGUGUUAAAGUCUCCCACUAUUAUUGUGUGGGAGUCUAAGUCUCUUUGUAGGUCUCUAAGAACUUGCUUUGUGAAUCUGUGUGCUCCUGUAUUGGGUGCAUAUAUAUUUAGGAUAGUUAGCUCUUCUUGUUGGGUUGAUCCCUUUACCAUUAUGUAAUGCCCUUCUUUGUCUUUUUUGAUCUUUGUUGGUUUAAAGUCUGUUUUAUCGGAGACCAGGAUUGCAACCCCUGCUUUUUUUUUGCUUUCCAUUUGCUUGGUAAAUAUUCCUCCAUCCCUUUAUUUUGAGCCUAUGUGUGUCUUUGCACAUGAGAUGGGUCUCCUGAAUACAGCACACUGAUGGGUCUUGACUCUUUAUCCAGUUUGACUGAUGGAUCUUGACUCUUUAUCCUGUGUCUUUUAAUUGGGGCAUUUAGUCCAUUUACAUUUAAGGUUAAUAUUGUUAUGUGCGAAUUUGAUCCUGUCAUUAUGAUGGUUAUUUUUCCCAUUAAUUGAUGCAGUUUCUUCAUAGUGUUGAUGGUCCUUACAAUUUGGUAUGUUUUUGCAGUGGCUAGUGCCAGUUUUUCCUUUCCAUAUUUAGUGCUGCCUUCAGGAGCUCUUGUAAGGCAGGCCUGGUGGUGACAAAAUCUCUCAGCAUUUGCUUGUCUGUAAAGGAUUUUAUUUCUCGUUCGCUUAUGAAGCUUAGUUUGGCUGGAUAUGAAAUUCUGGGUUGAAAAUUCUUCUUUUUAAGAAUGUUGAAUAUUGGCCCCCACUCUCUUCUGGCUUGUAGGGUUUCUUCAGAGAGAUCCACUGUUAGUCUGAUGGGCUUCCCUUUUUGGGUAAUUCAACCUUUCUCUCUGGCUGCCCUUAACAUUUUUUCCUUCAUUUCAACCUUGGUGAAUCUGAUGAUUAUGUGUCUUGGGGUUGCUCUUCUCGAGGAAUAUCUUCAUGGUGUUCUCUGUAUUUCCUGAAUUUGAAUGUUGGCCUGUCUUGCUAGGUUGGGGAAGUUCUCGUGGAUAAUAUCCUGAAGAGUGUUUUCCAACUUGGUUCCAUUCUCCCUGUCACUUUCAGGUACACCAAUCAAACGUAGGCUAGGUCUUUUCACAUAGUCUCAUAUUUCUUGGACGCUUUGUUCCUUUUCAUUCUUUUUUCUCUAAUCUGUCUUCACGCUUUAUUUCAUUAAGUUGAUCUUCAAUCUCUGAUAUCCUUUCUCCCACUUGAUCGAUUAGGCCAUUGAUACUUGUGUAUGCUUCACGAAGUUCUUGGGCUGUGUUUUUCAGCUCCAUCAGGUCAUUUAUGUUCUUCUCUCAACUGGUUAUUCUAGUUAGCAAUUUCUCUAAUCUUUUUUCAAGGUUCUUAGCUUCCUUGCAUUGGGUUAGAACAUGCUCCUUUAGCUCGGAGGAAUUUGUUAUUAUCUGCCUUCUGAAGCCUACUUCUGUCAAUUCGUCAAACUUAUUCUCUGUCCAGUUUUGUUUCCUUGCUGGUGAGGAGUUGUGAUCCUUUGGAGGAGAAGAGGUGUUCUGGUUUUUGGAAUUUUCAGCCUUUUUGCGCUGGGUUUUCCUCAUCUUCCUGGAUUUACCUACCUUUGCUCUUUUAUGUUGGUAACCUUUGGGUGGGGUUUCUGUGUGGACGUCCUUUUUGUUGAUGUAGAUGCUAUUCCUUUCUGUUAGUUUUCCUUCUCUAACAGGCCCCUCUGCUGCAGGUCUGCUGGAGUUUGCUGGAGGUCCACUCCAGACCCUGUUUACCUGGGUAUCACCAGCAGAGGCUGCAGAACAGCAAAAAUUGCUGCCUGUUCCUUCCUCUGGAAGCUUCCUCCCAGAGGGUCACCCGCUAGAUGCCAGCUGGAGAUCUCCUGUGUGAGGUUUCUGUCAACCUCUGCUGGGAGGUGUCUCCCAGUCAGUAGGCAUAGGGGUCAAGGACCCACUUGAGGAGGCAGUCUGUCCCUUAGCAGAGCUUGAGCACUGUGCUGGGAGAUCUGCUCUCUUCAGAGCUGGCAGGCAGGAAUGUUUAAGUCUGCUGAAGCUGCGCCCACAGCCACCCGAUCCCCCAGGUGUUCUGUCCCAGGGAGAUAGGACUUUUAUCUAUAAUCCCCUUGACUGGGACUGCUGCCUUUCUUUCAGAGAUGCCCUGCCAGAGAGGAAUCUAGAGAGGCAGUCUAGGCACAGCUGCUUUGCCGCACUGUGGUGGGCUCUGCCCAAUUUGAAUUUCCCUGUGGCUUUAUUUACACUGUGAGGAGAAAACUGCCUACUCAAGCCUCAGUCGUGGUGGACACCCCUUUUCCCACCAAGCUCAAGUGUCCCACGUUGACUUCAGACUGCUGUGCUGGCAGUGAGAAUUUCAAGCCAGUGGAUCUUAGCUUGCUGGGCUCUGUGGGGGUGGGAUUUGCUAAGCUUGACCACUUGGCUUUCUAUCUUCAGCCCCCUUUCCAGGGGAGUGAACGGUUCUGUCUCGCUGGUGUUCCAGGCACCACUGGGGUAUGAAGAAAAACUCCUGCAGCUAGCUCGGUGUUUGCCCAAACAGCCACCCAGCUUUGAGCUUGAAACCCAGGGCCCUGGUGGUGUAGGCACCCGAGGGAAUCUCCUGGUCUGCGGGUUGUGAAGACCGUGGGAAAAGCAUAGUAUCUGGGCCGGAGUGCACCGUUCCUCACGGCACAGUAUCUCAUGGCUUCCCUUGGCUAGGGGAGGGAGUUCCCUGGCUUCCCUUGGCUUCCCUGGGCUAGGGGAGGGAGUUCCCUAACGCUUUGUGCUUCCCAGGUGAGGCAACACCCCACCCUUCUUCUGCUCCCCAUCCAUGGGCUGUACCCACUGUCUAACCAGUCCCAAUGAGGUGAGCUGGGUACCUCAGUUGGAAAUGCAGAAAUCGCUUGCCUUCUGCGUUGAUCUCGCUGGGAGCUGCAGACCGGAGUUGUUCCUAUUUGGCCAUCUUGCCAGCCAGCCGAGAGAUCACUUUUUACUGUGAUAGGCAAUUUACUGCAGAGAGGAACUGUUCACACAGAGAUGAUUAGUGUCACAUGGUAUCGUGAGUAGAUACUUGCAACACGAGCUCAUCGCAAUAGCAACAGGAGGUGACCACAAAGUUAUUACAGUACUAGAGUUAAUUUUAUGCAGUUAUGAUUUAAUACUGUGUCUUUGCAUUUGUUUGUAUUUCUUUCAACUGCAAAUGGUACUAGGUACCGUCUAUAAGUGUUUGUGUGGGUAAGUGCUGAUAAAUUCUAACUUUUUAUAAUAGAUUUAUAUAUUUUUUAUGGUAGAAAUGAUGAGAUAGACUGGUAUCUACAUAUAUUUAAUGCAUUUUUGACGUACCUAACUUUUUAAUUUUUUUUAAGCCAUGCAGUUCAUCUGUGAAUUUUUUCAAAUUGUCACAAAUCUCCAAAAAUGUUAAAAAUAUAUUUAUUGAAAAUAAUCCAUGUAUAAGUGGACCCACACAGUUCAAAUCUGUGUUGUUCAAGUGUCACCUGUAUUUAGCUAUUCUCAAACAUACCUAUUUUUAUUUUAAGAAUUCCUUUCUAGUUUGAGUUGGAAAACUGAUGCUUGUAGUGUAAUCACUGUUGGUGACAGUGCAGUCAUACAAUGCAUGCAGAAUUUACUGGUUGGAAAGAUCAGUUUUUAGUUGAUUUUUUUUUUUUUGUAAAGCAAAACUUCUUAUCUCAGCUAUUAAAACUGUUCCACACAGUUGCCCACAGCCUGAAACCUAUCAAAUGUAGAAAAUAGGGACAUCACAGCAAAAUUUGGAGGGCAUAGUACAAAGAAAGGCGACAGCUGGUUUUCCCUUCCAAAGGUCAAAAUGACCUCAGGCUGGAGUUGCCUUUCUGCCCUAUUCUUGGUUUUAUUAAGUUUAUUUGGGAUCUCAUCUGCCAUGAGCCUGACUUUUGCUCAGGAAAGAGGCCUGAGAAUUUAAGGACUAUCUGUGAGUGGGCAGAGCUGAUGGAACUUUGUCUGCUAAUGUUUUCGGGUUUUCUUUGAAUUCUGUUCUUUCCAAUUCUUCACAUUGGCCUGAGUCUUCUUGUGAUUGCUGUGAAGAUAAUUAUCCAGGUCCUUUCUGAUCUUUCUUAUUGGAAAUUGGAACCAGCUCUCCUUGACUGUGACUCACUCGCUAAAUGUGUAAAGAAAUGAGCAGAUCUGAAACAAGAUUUUUUCAGCUGGAAAGAGUACACCAGAACUGUACACAGCCGUGAUGAGUUAUUGGCAUAGGUACUUAUUUAAAGAUUUUCUUCCACUGGAUGCUAUGCUACCUUGUGUGAACAGUUGCAUUUGUCUGUUUCACUACUUAGCAUAGUGUGUGGUGCACAGUAGGCAUGGAAUAAUGAUAAUAAAUGGAUUAAAUGGAUGCAUGAAGGUAUACAGGAGACUUUAAGCUAUCAUAGACGGUUCCAGGCAGGAGAAUAUGAAGAUGUAAUUUCAAGUACAGUUGUUAUUGUCAGUUUUGCUUUCCAUGGUUUCAGCUACCCAUAGUCAAUCACAAUAUAAAAAUAUUAAAUGGAACAUUCCAGAAAUAAUACAUAAGUUUUAAGUUGCUGAAUAAUGUGAUGAAAUCUUAGGCUGUCCCACUUCGUCUCGCCUGGGAUGUGAAUUGUCCUUUUGUCCUGCUUAUGCACGCUGUAUAUGUUACCCACCGUUUAGUCACUUAGCAGCCAUCUGGAUUCUCAGAUUGAAAACAGUGUGUAUAGGGUUCUGUUCUAUCAAAUGUUUCAGGCAUCCUCUGGGGGGUCUUGGAAUGUAUCCCCCAUGGAUAAGACUACUUGUAUAAUCUGGUAAAAUGGAUGAAUUAUUCAUAAAUAAUGUCAGAACCAGCUAUUUCAAACAAGAUUAGAUUCUCUAGCCUCAUAUCAUAUGCAAAGAUAAAUUAUAUAUGGAUUAAGGAUUUAAAUGUAAAAAAAGAAAUUAUAAGAGUUCCAUACCGAAAUGCAGGUUUAUAUUUAGUAAAAUAGUCAAGAAAGGUUUUUUUUUUUUUUUUUAAAAAGCAUAACAUCAAAGCCUAAAAUUACAAAGGAAAAGAGUGGAAAAUUCAUCCCCAUAAAUAUUAAAAACUAGUGUGUUGCAAAUAAAUUCAAAAGAUAAGGGAAAUACUGGGGAAAAUAUCUGAAACAUGACAGAGUGUCAUUAAUAUAUCAUGGGCUUUUACAUUUUAGAAAAAAAUGACGGAUAUCUCAGUAGUGAAAAGACUAUAGGAAAUGAAGAAGUAAUUCACAGAAAAAGGGUCAACUCCAUUUAUCAGAGAAAUGCAAAUGAAAUCAGGAUUGCAUUCUUCACCUGUCAAAUUGGCAGAUGCAACAGUAGCUGGUACUUACUGAGCCCUUUCUGUGUUAGCUACUAGUCUAAGAGUUACCACCACUCAUACAUAUGUAAAGGCUAAUGGAGUUGUAAAUGUAACUUUUGAGGACUUUAUUGUAUGUAUGCGUAUUAGUCUGUUCUCACACUGCUAAUAAAGACAUACCCGAGACUGGGUAAUUUAUAAAGGAAAGGAGGUUUAAUGGACUCACAGUUCCACAUGGCUGAGGAGACCUCACAAUCAUGGUAGAGGGUAAAGGGGUAGAAAGUCAUGUCUUACAUGGCAGCAGGCAAGAGAGCUUGUGUAGGGGAGCUCCCCUUUAUAAAACCAUCAGACCUGGUGAGACUUAUUCACAUGAGAACAGCAUAGGAAAGACCCGCCCCGAUGAUUCAGUUACCUCCCACCAGGUCCCUCCUACAACACGUGAGAAUUAUGGGAGCUACAAUUCAAGAUGAGAUUUGGGUGGGGACACAGCCAAAACAUAUCAGUAUGUUAUGGCCUUAUAUAAAAGUUGUUUUGUUUGUAAGCAGUUUGCCCUACAGUGUGUGGAAAGUGCAUCACUGUUGUGCUUUGGUUGUCCAACUCUUUGCUUACCCUGAUGCUUAGGUGUGAGUUGAUGGCAGUUUGGCAUUUGGAGAGCAGUUGCACUCCUAAAAUGAGUGAAAUGUUCUCUUCAAACUUGUGGCGUACCGUCUUUCUAUGGCUCUGUGACAGUUACAGAUCCGAAAAUUAGGUGUAAUGGCUUUUGAAGCAAAAAUCUCAUUCUGAAUAAAUCUCCCAUCUGUUCCAAUAACAUUUUAAUUGCGCAUCAAAUAUGGUACUUAUUUUUAAAAACUGCCUAGCAGGAUAGUUUGUGUUACUCUGCCUGUAUCCAUGACCGUGAUAAGAAAUGUAAGAAAAGGCCAGGCAUGGUGGCUCACACCUGUAAUCCCAGCACUUUGGGAGGCCAAGGUGGGUGGAUCACCUGAGGUCAGGAAUCCAGACAAGCCUGGCCAGCAUGGAGAAACCCUGUCUCUAUUAAAAAUAUAAAAAUGAGCCAGAUGCGGUGGUGCAUAUCUGUAAUCCCAGCUACUUGGGAGGCUGAGGCAGGAGAAUCGCUUGAACCCAGGAGGUGGAGGUUGGAGUGAGCGAAGAUCAUGCCACUGCACUCCAGCCUGGGUGACAGAGAGACAGACUGUCUCAAAAAAAAAAAAAAAAAAAAAAAUGUAAGAAAAGAGGUUGAGUCUUAUUUUCAUUUGUAUUUCUCUCACUGCCUAGCAUAGUGCCUUUCACUCAGUUGGAAUAUAUAAUAAAUGUUCAUUAAACUGA
Molecule: messenger RNA, 23524 nt
Organism: Homo sapiens (human)
Lineage: Eukaryota; Metazoa; Chordata; Mammalia; Primates; Hominidae
Gene: NOPCHAP1
Product: NOP protein chaperone 1
Exons: 4
Coding region: 38-595 (185 amino acids)
Biological process (GO): box C/D snoRNP assembly
Cellular component (GO): nucleus
Source: RefSeq, marked validated